Messenger RNA from Tribolium castaneum (red flour beetle), 1781 nucleotides. RefSeq lists its product as uncharacterized. Bases 163 to 699 code for a protein of 178 amino acids. Lineage: Eukaryota; Metazoa; Arthropoda; Insecta; Coleoptera; Tenebrionidae. The transcript has 7 exons. The record is from RefSeq and is a predicted model, not a curated record.
CAUUUUAUCGGACUUUGGCGGGAGUUUGGUUGAUAUUGUUGUCGGGACAAGUGUUGAUGUGACGCUGGCUGUUUUACGGAAGUUUUACGCGACUUGAGUUGUAUUCGCAUCGAGUGCGGGACUUUCCAACCUUCCUCCUCAUAUCGACAGAAUGUUGUAGUCAUGAAGUCGGCUCUGUUGUAUCCUUAUUACGACAGUUACGUCGGAAGGGGCUAUUGCCGGAUAUUGAGCCCACGUCACGCCGCUGUCACAGCGGCAAUAUACACAUUAAACAUUUCCAUCCUCGUGGUCUUAUUGUACAGUUGGAGGAUAAGUGUAAAUAUUAAGAAGUAUUCGAGUCUGGAAGACGUGUAUUAUGGUGUCCAAAUCGCUUACUUAGCCAUCAUAGGGACGCAGCUGUUUAUGAUUUUUUUAAGUAUAGUCCUCCUCAUCGGUAUAUACAAGGAGAACAUAUCGUUCGUGAUACCUUGGAUAAUUGGUUUUAUAACUUUCAUGGCACUAGAGGCCGUGGCUAUGGUCUACUCGAACGUACUUAGAGACCACGUGAACAGACAAUUUGACGCCUUGUGCAAAGCUGAAGUGGCGUUUUUCAUCUCAAGGACACUAAUUAAUGUUGCGGCUAUCGGAGGCGUGAUGCGAUUUUGCAAUUUGCUCCGUGCCGGAAUCACCUGGAAGGGCCCGGAAGUGAUCGAGCUAUGAUGCAGGAAUUCGUACACCGACGAAGACGGUCUGGGUUACGGUUACGAUUCCGACAGCGACUGCUCGCUAUUGGUCGGAGUGUCAUCUUCGUCGUCGAAAUCUCUAGGAAGCGACGGUUCAGAGUUCGUCUGACAUAUCCGGUGCGCCAGGGGCUAAUGGAAUACGCAAAUCGAGCCGAAUUUCACAUGAAGAAACCGAGAGUAAUUGAAAUUUAGUUACGAUUUGCGAAUUUCCGCUUCGAAUCGUUGAAUAUUAAAUACCAAAGGACUUUCAGCUAGCGUAAGCAUAGGAGCAUUUUUUAUUGUGCCAAAUAUCUUAGGGUUUUGUUAUGGGGUUGUUGCAGGGUGCUUAUUAUUGUUGCGAAGCACUCGUGUUAUAUUUCUGAAUUUGUUGGCUUGACACUUUUCGCGUUGAUUUUGCGGGUCUGAGCAGUGUUGAGCGUUUCAACUCCACAACUGAGUGAAGUUUUGAUUAAAUAAAAAAUUAUUUGCGUCAUUGUUGCCGUUGCAAAUCGUUUUCCGAAAAUUGAAAUAAAAUACAGGGUGAAUAAAUUAAAUUUAAUCGAGGUAAAAUAUACUUACGUAAUUGUUUUUUUUUAAUUAUUUCUCUUGGUUUUCCUGUUGAUUUCUCAUAAUUAAUAUUAUGUAACGCAAAAGGGUAAUGCUUUUGGGAGUCAGUUGAUUGCGAACGUGAUGGCUGCAAUUUACAUGCUAUGUACUUAAAGCAUUAAGAUGAUUUACCGCUCCACUACCCUACAAACUAGUGACACUUUUACUUUGUUGCAACAGUUGUAACAAACACUUUUAAUUAGAGUGAAAUUAAAUUCUGGAAAAGUGUAAUUACGGAAACUUAAUUUAUUUACCCUUAAGAAACCUGCAAUUUUGUAUAUUUAACUUGUCAUUUAUAAACUGACAAUAAAGCUAAUGAUUUACAUUGUUAACACCAAGUUUAGUUUGUUUGGGCGAACACGAGAACUUUAUAUUUUUAUGUAAAGACAUUGUGGAGUAUUAAAAUAAAACCAUGAUUUAAGGCGAAUUUGUAACAGUUUUGUGUAAAUACAAAAUAAAUAUCUACAAAAACGU